AUGACUCCCCCAAACUGCUCUGUCCACAGCGACGCGACAGAGGUAUCGGUGGCCAUCCUGCUGGUGGUGGAGUUCGGGUUGGGCUUGUUGGGCAAUGCCAUUGCCCUGUGGGCAUUCUUCUUCCGCCUCAAGGUCUGGAAGCCUCACACAGUCUACCUGUUCAACCUGGUCAUUGCUGACCUCCUGCUGACCAUCUGCCUGCCCUUCCGCAUUGCCUUCUACCUGAGACACAAGGUGUGGAGCUUUGGGCACAGGUCCUGUCAGUCCCUGCUCUUCCUGUUGUCCCUCAGCCGUGGGGUCGGGGUGGCUUUCUUGACUGCGGUAGCCUUGGACCGCUACUGCCGGGUGGUCCACCCUCGGCUCAAGGUCAACCUCGUUUCGCCUCAGUGGGCCCGGGUCAUCUCAGGCUGUGUCUGGCUUCUGAUGAUGACCCUCACACACCAAAGUUUGUUCAUCUCCAAGGCAGCGGGGAACACCACAGAAUGCCGCAGCUUCGACCCCUCCGAGGAGUUCUCUUUGCGCAUCAUUUGGCAGGAGGCACUCUUCUUCCUCCAGUUUGUCCUCCCCUUUGGCCUUAUUUUGUUCUGCAAUGUUGGGAUCAUCAAGACACUCCAGAAAAUUCUUCGGGACCCCGAGAAGCAGCCGAAGCUGCGGAGAGCAAAGGCCUUGGUCACUGCAGUAGUGGUCCUCUUUGGACUGUGCUUCUCACCCAGCUUCGUAGCCAGGAUCUUGAUGGACGUCUUCCGGAGGUCAGAAAGCUGCAGGAUGCGGAGGAUGGUGGAAAACACCUUGGACGUAGCCAGCAGCCUCAGCUACCUCAACAGCGUCCUCAACCCCAUUAUCUACUGCUUCUCCAACCCAACCUUCCGCUACUCCUACAAGAAGGUCUUCAACACUCUCCGAGGCAGACGACAAGAAGUGGAGCCUCCGGACUGUGACCCCAAUGACUCCUAUUCCUGA
This is a messenger RNA of Chrysochloris asiatica (Cape golden mole), 960 nucleotides long. RefSeq names its product G protein-coupled receptor 31 (gene GPR31). Gene Ontology annotation, molecular function: G protein-coupled receptor activity. The coding region runs from base 1 to 960 and encodes 319 amino acids. The record is from RefSeq and is a predicted model, not a curated record. Gene Ontology annotation, cellular component: membrane. The transcript has a single exon. Lineage: Eukaryota; Metazoa; Chordata; Mammalia; Afrosoricida; Chrysochloridae. Gene Ontology annotation, biological process: G protein-coupled receptor signaling pathway.